AUGUCAUCAUCAUCAUCCUCAAAAGUAAUAUUAAAAAGUUGUUACUCCAUAAGACCUAAGGAACCAACAUGGCGUGGUUGUAUACCAUUAUCCAAAUGGGAUCAAAUUGGAAUCAUAACACAUGUGCCAACAAUUUACUUUUACCACCCUCCACAAAACUGGCUUACCUCCCCCUCUAAAAUCUCCACCACUUUGAAAGACUCAUUAAGCAAAGUUCUUGUGCCAUUUUAUCCAUUAGCAGGUCGUUUACAAUGGAAAGAAAAUGGUCAUUUUGACCUCGAAUGCAACUCAUUGGGUGUUCAAUUCAUUGAAGCGCAAUCUUCGUUAGCAUUAUCUGAACUCAAUGAUUUUUCACCUUCUUCUGAAUAUUAUCGUUAUCUCAUCCCGCAUGUUGAUUACACGGUUCCAAUUCAAGACAUUCCUUUGAUUUUUGUUCAGCUCACGAAUUUCAAAUGUGGCGGUGUUAGCAUUGGUUUGUUAGUUUCACAUGCAGUCGCUGAUGGACAAAGUGCAUUGCAUUUUACUUCUGAGUGGGCACGACUUGCACGUGGCGAAACUAUAAAAACAACACCAUUUUUUGAUAGGAGUGUUGUGUUGUUAAAAUCGCAUUGUUGUAAUGGUGUUAAUGAAUGGGAGUUUAAUCAACCUCCAUUAUUGUUGGAAGAAUCAGAUAUCAUUGAAGAAAAGAAGCAAAAAUCGACAGUGGCUAUAAUAAAAGUGAGUAAAGCACAACUUGAAAAGUUGAGAAAUACAGCAAAUGAGAAAUCUAGUAAUGGUCGAGGUUUUACAAGGUAUGAAAUAAUGACCGGUCAUGUUUGGAGAAGUGCAUGUAAAGCUAGAGGACAUAGAAAUGACCAACCAACUGUGCUUGGUGUUUGCGUUGAUUGGAGGAAUCGUGUGGAGCCUAGUUUACCAAAAGGUUAUUUUGGGAAUGCAACAUUGGAUGUUAUGGCAACUAGUCUUGCAGGUGAUUUAGUGUCUAAGCCUUUGGGAUAUGCUUCGAGUAGAAUAAGGGAAGCGAUUGAGAAAGUGAAUGAUGAAUAUGUGAGACAAGUGUUUGAUUAUUUUAAGAAACAAGAGGAUUUAACUAAAUUUCAAGAUCUUCAUGCAAUGAUAGGAAAUGAUAAUGAUGAUGAUGAUAAAGGGUCUUUUUAUGGGAAUCCUAAUUUAUGUGUUGUUAGUUGGUUAACAUUGCCUAUUUAUGGACUUGAUUUUGGAUGGGGAAAAGAGGUUCAUAUGGGACCAGGAACACAUGAAAUUGAUGGAGAUUCUUUGCUUCUUCCUAGUCACGAGGAUGAUGGAUCUUUGUCGGUUGCUAUUUGUUUGCAAGAGGUUUAUAUGGAUGCCUUCAAGAGGCAUUUUUAUGAAGACAUUGUGUGA
Lathyrus sativus (Indian pea) is the source of this 1380-nucleotide messenger RNA. NCBI's taxonomy places the organism in Eukaryota, Viridiplantae, Streptophyta, Magnoliopsida, Fabales, Fabaceae. The record is from the annotation of a GenBank genome assembly.